AUGUCCGUCUCUCUGUUGAUUGGCGCAGCUUCUGCGCAGCCUCUCGUUCUCGCCUCUGUGCUAUCCCUUCCUUUCUUCUCCCGCACAGCUGCCGCUCAAUCCCUCCCUAGCGACUCGCGCUAUGACUAUAUCCUCUCCGUUUUCGAUUCCGCAAACCAGAACGUUUCCAUCAAUGCGAACGUGCCCGACGCCUAUGUGGCUGCUCCUUGGUACCCCGCCCCUUAUGGAGGUUGGACUGAGGAUUGGAGCGCGAGCUAUGCAAAAGCCGCCGAGCUUGUCUCCAACAUGACGCUCGCCGAAAAGACGAACAUCACGGUUGGAACCGGCUAUUUCAUGGGUCGCUGCGUUGGAAACACUGGCAGCGCUCCCCGUUUGGGCUUCCCCCAGCUUUGCCUGCAGGACUCGGCCCUUGGAGUUAAGGGCACAGAGAACAACACCGCCUUUACCCCUGGUAUCACCGUUGGUGCUACUUGGAACAAGGACUUGAUGUAUGCUCGCGGAGAGGCCAUCGGCGAGGAGUUCCGCGGCAAAGGUGUCAACAUACACCUUGGCCCAACCGUUGGGCCUCUGGGUCGCAAGCCCCGUGGUGGCCGCAACUGGGAAGGCUUUGGCUCCGAUCCCGUCCUCCAAGCCGUCGGAGGUGCUCUGACGAUCAAGGGCGUACAGGCCCAAGGUGUCAUGGCUACCAUCAAGCACUUCAUUGGAAACGAGCAGGAGUCGUACCGCAUGUACAACCCUUUCCAAGCCGGUAUCAGCGCUAACAUUGACGACCGCACGAUGCACGAAAUCUACCUCUGGCCCUUUGCCGAGGGCGUUCGCGCCGGUGUCGUCUCUGUCAUGGGUGCCUACAAUGCUGUCAACGGGUCGGCAUCCACUCAAAACAGCUACCUCAUCAACAACCUCUUGAAAGACGAGCUUGGCUUCCAGGGUUUCAUCAUGAGCGACUGGUUUGCCCAGAUUUCGGGUGCUGGCGCUGCCUUGGCCGGUCUUGACAUGAGCAUGCCCGGCGAUCCGACCAUUCCUUUGUUCGGUAACUCCUGGUGGGCUUUCCACCUCACCGAGGCUGUUCUCAACGGCUCGGUCCCCGUCGACAGAUUGAACGACAUGGCGACUCGUGUCGUCGCCGCCUGGUAUCAAGUGGGCCAAGACCAGGAUUAUCCGGACAUCAACUUCUCUACCUGGACCAGCGAUGCGGAAGGCCUCCUCUACCCUGGAGCCUUGAUCUCCCCCUCGGGCGUUGUGAACGAGUUUGUCGACGUCCAGGGUGACCACGCUGCUAUUGUCAGAAACAUCUCCACCGAGGCUGUCACCCUGCUCAAGAAUGACAACGGCACACUGCCGCUCAAGGAAAGCACGCCGUUGAAGAUCUUUGGAACUGCUGCUGAGAAGAACCCUGACGGGAUCAACUCAUGCUCUGACAAGUCUUGCAACAAGGGCACGCUCGGCAUGGGCUGGGGCUCUGGUACCGCCGAUUUCCCUUACCUAGACUCUCCGAUGGAUGCGCUGAACGCAAGAGCCGACAACCUCACUUUCUACAACACUGAUAGCUUCCCGUCCAACGCAGUUGCCAAUGAAGGGGACGUCGCGCUGGUUUUCAUCACUGCAGACUCUGGUGAGAACUAUUUGUCGGUUGAAGGCAACCCUGGCGACCGCACAUCAGCCGGCUUGAACGCCUGGCACAACGGAGACGAGCUCGUCCAGAAAGCGGCCGAGAAGUAUGACACUGUCAUCGUCAUCGUCCAAACCGUGGGUCCCAUCCUCGUCGAAGAGUGGAUCGAUCUGCCCUCGGUCAAGGCCGUUCUCUUCCAGCACCUGCCUGGUCAGGAAGCCGGCGAAUCUCUUACCACGGUCUUGUAUGGCGAUCAGUCGCCCAGCGGCCAUCUCCCGUACAGCAUCGUCAAGAAGGAAGACGACCUCCCCGAUAGCGUUGGCAUUGUUGGUUUCCAGCUCGGCCAGCCGCAGGACACCUUCUCCGAGGGUCUCUAUAUCGACUACCGCUACUUGAACAAGCAGAAGAUCGCGCCGCGUUACCCCUUCGGCCACGGCCUCAGCUACACCAGCUUCAACUAUUCGGCCACGAUCGCCGCGGGGGUUGAGCUCACGUCCACGCCGCCUACGCGCCCGGCCAAGGGCAGCACGCCGUCGUACUCGACCGAGAUCCCGCAACCGAGCGAGGCGGUGGCGCCCGAGGGCUUCGACAAAGUAUGGCGCUACCUCUACUCGUGGCUGUCCGAGUCCGAGGCCAACUCGGCGUACGAGAAGCGCAACUCGUCGGACUACCCUUACCCAGAGGGCUACUCGACGGAACAGAAGGCGGGCGUGCCGGCGGGCGGGGCGCAGGGCGGCAACCCGGCGCUGUGGGACGCGGCGUUCAACGUGUCCGUCACCGUGUCCAACACGGGCGCGGUGGCGGGCAAGGCUGUGGCGCAGCUGUACGUGCAGUAUCCGGAAGGAACGUCGUACGACACGCCCGUCAUCCAGCUGAGGGACUUCGGCAAGACGGCGACACUGCAGCCCGGCGAGAGCGAGACGCUUGCGCUGACGCUGACGCGCAAGGACGUCAGCGUUUGGGAUGUUGCGAGCCAAAACUGGAUCGUGCCGGCCGUCGAGGGCGAGUACAAGUUCUGGGUUGGCGAGAGCUCGGGCGCACUGGGCGUCGCGUGUUCGAGCACCGCGUUGACGUGUGAGGGUGGGCAGGAGAGCCCGGUUGCUUGA
Messenger RNA from Diplodia corticola, 2715 nucleotides. Its product is annotated as glycoside hydrolase family 3 protein. Bases 1 to 2715 code for a protein of 904 amino acids. NCBI's taxonomy places the organism in Eukaryota, Fungi, Ascomycota, Dothideomycetes, Botryosphaeriales, Botryosphaeriaceae. The record is from RefSeq and is a predicted model, not a curated record. Gene Ontology annotation, molecular function: beta-glucosidase activity. Gene Ontology annotation, biological process: glucan catabolic process. The transcript has 4 exons.